Naegleria lovaniensis is the source of this 1872-nucleotide messenger RNA. RefSeq lists its product as uncharacterized. The record is from RefSeq and is a predicted model, not a curated record. Bases 1 to 1872 code for a protein of 623 amino acids. Lineage: Eukaryota; Heterolobosea; Eutetramitea; Acrasida; Naegleriidae. Gene Ontology annotation, molecular function: protein binding. The transcript has a single exon.
AUGUCAACCAACUACCCAAACACAUCAUCAUACACAUCAUCCCGAGAGGCUUGUGUUCGCUCAUCGUCAUUACAUCAAGAAAUGACCUUGUUACAAAAUACAACAACAACCAACUUGGUAGCACUUCCGCAAGAACUUGUUGAAAUUAUUUUCGAAUUCUUGGAUGAUCAUUCUCGAAUGCAAUCGGAAUGGGUGUGUUCAAAAUUUCAUGAGGCAUGUAAUCAAGUCGAACGAAGAGAGUUGAGAGAAUGGUGGAAAAUUGUCAAUAUGUUUUUAAAAGCACCACUGGUAGAAGCACCUGCAUUUACCAAUGAUGAUGAAUUUCAAGAAUAUUUUCACCAACAUCCAGAUUUACCAAAUUUAUCAUUUCAUGUCAAAGAAUUUCUAAAAUUUAAUAAUGGAACAUGUAUGAAUAACAGAAAACAAAAGCGUAGUUUUGGAGCCUUGCUUCAUCCCAGUCGUGUCUUGGUACCAUUCUCUAAUUGGAAGCGAACAUUUUUUGAAAAAACAAAACGUGAAUGUUGGGUUGUUGGAAUGACCUAUCAUGAUAAAAGAGUAUUCCUUGACGGACCACUUAUCUGUGUUGAGGAUAACAGCAAGGAAUGGAUCCAUUUUAAAUAUUGGGUAAUUACACAGUGCAGCCCAGAAACGUUCAAAGACAUCAAACGAGCCGCUUCUGAUUUAAGGGUUGUUAAACUAUUGACACGUGACAGUUCCCUUCCAUUGCAUCUUUCUGAAUUCCAAUUCAUGAACAAUGCAUACUGUUUGAAUUAUUCUCCAAAAGAAGUAUUAUCGAAUGGAAAUUUUAUCACUCGACUGAUGAAACGAAAUCCUGCACUUUUUAAAUAUGUGAACAGACAUUUCAACCAGGAUCGAGAAAUUGCAAAAAUUGUUCUCGAACAAUAUCCAAAUUAUUUUACAUUGUUAUCACCUGAAUUAAGAGAUGAUGAAAAAGCAGUCAAAUUGGCAGUCUCCAAAUCAGGACAACUAUUAAGAUUUGCCUCAACACGAUUACAAGAUCACCAACAGGUCGUCAUGACUGCUCUUCAACAAGAUGGUAAUUCACUUGCAUUUUGUAGCGAUACUUUACGAUCCGAUCGAUCACUGGUGUUGACAGCUGUCAAAAAUACUGGACAAGCAUUAACAGCUGCAGAUCCAAAAUUUCGUCAAGAUUAUGAAAUUGUGUUCGAAGCAGUUCGAAAUUUUCCACACGCCCUCGCAAACGUUUCUCCUUUGAUUUUACAAAAUCAUCGAGAAAUUGCAACAUUGGCAGUUUCACAAGAUCCAACAGCAUUUGCAUGUCUCACAGUCACAUGUUCUACAAAUCAGGAAUUAUAUCAAUCCUUCAAACAGGACAAGGAAUUGGUAAUGCUCUCAAAAAAUUUACAGAAUGCCAGUAUAGAAUUGCAAGAUGAUCAAGAGUUUGUCAUGAAAAUGAUUGAAAUUGACCCGUUUUCUUAUGAACAUGCUUCAGAUCGAUUAAAACGAGAUCGACAAGUGGCAUUAAAAGCAGUCUCAUUGAAUGGAAGUGUCUUGGAAUUUGUACCAAAAGAGUUACGAAGUGAAGAUCAUCCAAACAUGAAUCAUAAUUAUGAAAUUACAAAUUGGCAAAUUGUCUUGACAGCUGUCACACAGGACGGGUUUGCACUUCGAUUUGCACCCCCUACAUGGAGAAAUAAUUUUGAAAUGGUAAAGGUUGCACUGGAGAAUGAUGGACUCGCUUUGAAAUAUGCUUCGAAAGAAAUACAAGAUUGUUUGGACAUGGUCUUGAUUGCGCUCAAGCAAAAUAUUGGAGCCAUUGAUUAUGUUUCCUCUCGUUUACAAGUAUCACCAGAAGUCAUUAAUUUUACACAUUCUUGUCGUAAUGGAUAA